Messenger RNA from Plasmodium falciparum 3D7, 2613 nucleotides. RefSeq names its product RAP domain-containing protein. The record is from RefSeq and is a predicted model, not a curated record. NCBI's taxonomy places the organism in Eukaryota, Apicomplexa, Aconoidasida, Haemosporida, Plasmodiidae.
AUGUUAAGAAUUGUAUGGAAGAAAAAUAUUUUUCUUCAACAUCAUUUUAAAAGAAAGUCCUCUUUUGUGGCUAGUCAACUAGAUGUAAAAAAAUUGUCAACAAAACAUUUAGGAAGUUUUUCUUUUGAUAUUUUACGAUUAUGUGAACAAAAUAAAGAAUUAUAUGAAUCUUACAAAUGUAGAGUUAUGAAAGAUAUAGAUUUAUUAGAUGGGAAAGAUUGUUAUAGAAUAUUAAAAUCAUUAGAAAUAAAUAAUAAAAUAAAUGAAGAAGAGGAAUUAUUAAAAUAUAUUUUGAAACGAAUGUGUAUUGAAAGUUGUCGUUAUUCUAUAAAAGAAAUAUGUGAUAUAUGUUUUGUGUGUUCGAAAUUAAAUAUUAUAUAUAUACCAUUAUUUGCUUCUCUUUCCAUUGUAUUUAUUAAUAAGAUAAAUUUGGCUAGUCCAGAACAUUUAACUAUUAUGUGUUUAUGUUAUAGUAAAAUUCAAAUUAAAGAUAUAAAUUUAUUUAAUAGAAUAUCUGUUGCUGCUUUGAAUAUAUUAUAUAUGUACGAUGUAGAAAAUUUAAUCAACUUAUUAUUAUCAUAUAUAUAUUUAGAUAUACCUGUUGAUUUACUUUUACAUUCAUGUAUCCCUAUUUUUAUAAAGAAUGAAAAAAAAUUAGAUGCCAAUAGUUUAACCAAACUAGCAUAUGUGUAUUCUAAUUAUAAGUAUAAAAGUCACGAUAUAAAUUGCUUAUUAAAAAAUAAAUUACCAUUAUAUAUAAGUUCAUUAAACAAUAUACAAUUAUCUGAAUUAAUUAUAUCAUUGGAUAGGUUACAUAUCAAACAUGAUCCCAUAUGUAAAUAUUAUACAAAUGUAAAUUUGAUAUGUUUAGAUUUUUCUCUUGCCAUAAAAGUUAUACAUGUGUUGUCACAAUUAAAAGACAUUUGUUUGGAACUAAAAUAUGAUGAAAUAUUCCUGUGUAUUAAUAAUUUUGUAACAAUACAUGGAAAAUAUAUUAAAAGUGGAGAAAUAGAAAAUUAUAAAUAUGAUGAAAUGUUACGAUUAUUAUAUAUGUCCUAUGGAUUUAGUGAGCAACCAAAAAAGGGUGUAAUGUUAAAUAAUGUGUUUGGUGAUAAUGUGCAUAUGGACGUGAAUUACGAUUUGAAUGGAGAUGCUCCUAUAAAUGUAGGUAACCAUCUUCUUAUUAACAAAUCAAACGAUAAUAACAUCCUCCCGAUAAACAACAAAAAUAAUAAUUUUUCCUACCUCGAAGCUAAUACGGACAAUGUGUUGGAAGAACAUUCUUCGUUUUCAUCAUUAAAAAUAAAAGAGUUAGAUAAUAAUGAAUAUGGUGUGUCCCCAUCUUGUGAUAAUAUAAAAAAUAUAAAUAGUUUGAAAAGAUAUUAUUUCUCAUAUAACACGAAAACAAAAUUAGAUAAAAGUUCCUUGUGUUAUUUAUAUACAGAUAUAUUUGAAUCUAUAUAUAAUAUAUUUAUGAAUAGUAAUAAUAAUAUAUAUGAGUAUGAUGAAAAGUUAAAGAUAUAUAUGAAUGAUAUAAGUAAAGAAAUUGUGUAUUUAAAAAAUAGUUUGAAUAUGAAUUGCUUAUCAAGAAUAUUUAGUACUAUAGGAAAGAUGCCCAUAAUAUGGAAUCUUACGUUUUUGCCAUUGGACUUAAUAAAGGAUGACUUUUUUAUUUUUUAUAUAAAUGAUGAAAAACAUUUUUAUGAAGAAUUAUUAGAAAGAUAUUUUGAAAUAUAUUUCAAAUGUGACCAUGUAGAAUAUAAUACGAUGAUAUUAUAUAAUAUAAUUAAUUUAUUUUCCUUAAGUAAAUAUAAAAAGUAUUGUUUGGAGUUGGAAAAAUCUUUGGAACAUUAUUCGGCAACCUUAAGAAAAAAAGGUCUUGAGGAGGAAUACAUGAAUGAAGAGUGUAUAAUAUAUAAUUAUAUAGAAUAUAAUUUUAAGCAGAUCAAUUUAUGGAGUAAGAGGAAGCACAAAGGAAAGGAUAAGAAUGGAACUAUAAAUAAUAAUAAUGAUAAUUUAUUUGAUCAUGGGGAAAAGGUGAUGUGGGAAAAUUGUUCUUCAUAUAAUUGGGAGAACACGAUAAAUAUGAAUAAUAAAUUAUUGACACUGGAAUUAUAUAAUAUAGUCCAGAAGUUUAAUAAAAAUAUAAAAAUUAAUCAUAAGGAAGAAAUAUAUUUCAUACCUAUAGUAGAGUAUGAAAAUUAUAUAGCUUUUGUUUUUUUACAACCUGAAGAUUAUUAUUAUUCGUCGAGUGAAAAAAAUUAUCUUUGCAUAAUAGAACAGAAAAUGGGUUAUCUAAACAUAAACAGUUUGAAAAAUGGUAUAAAUUGUAAAAAUAAGAAAGACACAAUAUGUGAUGAACAAGAUAUAUUACAAGCAGAUAUUACUCAUAAACCUUCUCUUAUAUUAAUAAAUGAUGUUUUAUAUAAUCCAUAUAAAACAUUUUAUAAUGAUACAUUUUUUAUAAAAUCGAAUGUAUUAGUAAAAAUAAAUUUUUUAUUAAUAAAGGGUUAUAAUAUAAUUGCCAUACCUUUUUACACAUGGAGGAAUAUGUCUUACGAAGAGAAGGAGAAACAUGUAGAACUACUACGUAAACAAAUAAUAAUUAGUUAA